Emiliania huxleyi CCMP1516 is the source of this 1481-nucleotide messenger RNA. RefSeq lists its product as hypothetical. The transcript has a single exon. The record is from RefSeq and is a predicted model, not a curated record. The coding region runs from base 1 to 1323 and encodes 440 amino acids. NCBI's taxonomy places the organism in Eukaryota, Haptophyta, Isochrysidales, Noelaerhabdaceae.
AUGCCCGCCUUUGGCCACUGCGCGGCCGCCGUGCCUAGCCCGACGGCGGUGGCCUCGGCCUUCUCGUCUGCCGUCGCUUCGGCGUCCUCGGCCUUCUCAUCCGGCGUCGCCUCGGCUGCGUCCUCGGCCUUCUCGCCCGCCGUCGCCUCGAAGGCGUCCUCGCUCGUGAGCUGCUCGCCGCUUCUCAUGCCCGCCCUCGUGCUCAUCCUCCUCGCCAUCGCUUGCGGCGCCUCCUGGCCGACCGCGGCGAGCGGAAAGGGGGCUCGCGGCGCGGCCUCGGCGGCGAGCUCCGACCGCACCGAGCGACCGCGCCCGUCGCGCGCGCACAGCCGUCCCACGAGUAUGCGCGCUGCUCCGCUGCGCGCCUCGACUGCACUGCUGUUGGUCGUCAUGCUCGUCCCUCAGGCACGCUCGCAGUCAGCCCUCGAGCCGGCGCAUGCCCCGAAGCACACACCAGCCGCUCACCAGGACCGGAAGGCGGCAAUGCUGCUGGAGAACUGGCAGCAGCACAUGCGCUCAGGACACGGCACCAAGGUGGCCACGCAGUACCACUUUGCCUACGCCCGCCAUCUCGCGCCGUUCAACCAGGGCAAUAUCACGAUGCUCGAGGUGGGUGCAAACCAGGGCGACUCGCUGUUCGCGUGGGCCGCUUGGUUCGAAAACGCGUUCAGCAUCUUUGGGUUGCGUUACGGGGUGAAAGACAGUCAUAUGACGAAAUGCCACCACAAAUACUGCCACAAGGUGCGCAUCAUCGACGGCGACCAGAGCAACAGCGACGACCUCAGGCGGCUGACGGCCGCGGCUUUCGGCCCCCACUGGACGCCACCUCCCGCACUCGACGCAGCUGCAUGGGCUGACGGUGGCUUCGACGUCAUCAUCGACGACGGUAGCCACGUGCCGCGUCACAUCCUCUUCACGUUCAAACACCUCUUCCCUCACGUCCGGCCGGGGGGCGUCUACAUCAUCGAAGACAACGGUUUCUCGUACACGGACCAACCAACCAAAGUCUACGGCUACGCGGUUGGCGACGGUGGCAUUGGCAGGCCGCCGCCGGGUAAUGCCAUCGAGAAAUUCAAGCAACUCGUCGACAUCGUCAAUCGUGAGGAAUGCAUGCCGACGCUCGACAUCGUUGUAUUCUCGGAGGAGAUCGACCGCUCUGUGAUGGAGGUCUCAUUCGUCUCGGGGCUCGUCAUUGUCAAAAAGAAGACGCAGACCGAGUUCGACGGCUUGAGACGGCUCCGUCCCUCCUCCUCGGUCGCUAUGACCUCCGGCGGCUCGCUCGAAAGGUACAAGGCGAGGCUCGCUCGCGAGCAGGCGGUGUAACCGAUGGGCUUGAGAACCGAUGGGCUUGAGAAGAUGCGACGCAGGGCUGGUUGACAUUAAAUUGGUGUGAAACAAGUUGCUAGAUGCUACCGCGUGCGGCCGUUCCGCUGCAACGCGCUCGAGGGUUGUUGCACGAGUAUAUACAUGGGACGAAAGCG